CCGCGCGGCCGGCGGCAGCAUGAAAAAGAACCCGGGCACUUUCAGCAAACUCUUCGGCAAGAAACAUGCCAACCCGCCCGCCACCUCCCUCUACGCCACGAACCCCCCCUGGAUCUUCACCCAGGAGGCCCCGGAGGAGGGGACCCGGGGCUUCGAUGGGAUCUAUUAUGGAGACAACCGGUUUGACACUGUGAGCGAGUCAGGAACCGCCACGCUGAAAGCUCGGCCCAGAGUCCGGCCCCUGCUCACCUUUCUUCCGCUGGAUGCCCAGGAGAACCAUGGACUGGCUGUACCCACGCCCUGUGUGCCAGACAGCUUUGCAGACAAACAAGGGACAGGCACCAGCACGCUCGUCAAUGGCAACCUGCGACUAUACAGCUCUGUGGGGGACCUAAGGCCUGGGCAUUAUGGCCAGGACUUACUCAUCCCCCCACCUCCCCCGGGCCCAGCGCCGGCACCACCCCUAGGUGCUCUGCAGCCUCCAGAGUUCUCUCCGCCACCUCCACCCUCCACAGCUCCCCCACCUCCUCCUCUGCUGGAAUCACUGCCCCCACCCCCACCCAGCACAGCCCCAGCUCUGCCCCCAGGAAUGGGGGCCCUUCCCCACCCACCCACCGUUUCCUCACCAUCCACACCCACGCCUCCUGACUUCAUUCCUCCCGCACCACCCCAGGCCAUUCAAGCCCCACCUCUACCCCUCUUGCCAGCCCCUACACCCCCAGCCCCAGAGUCUCCUCAUAUCGUGGGGACACGCCUCUUCCCCACUGGGGGUGUCACCAAGUGGAAAUCAGAAGUGGCGCUGAAUGGCAGGCAGCCAGAGGUCCCCAGAAGCAGUCCCCCCAGGAGCCCUGCUGAGCCCAAGGGGGCCCUCCCGGGUCUGGAGUCCCACCUCACCUUCCCCCGGUCAUUCAAGGUGCCUCCCCCAACCCCAGUCAGGACUUCGUCCAUCUCUAUUCCAGAAGCACAAGGGACUCCUCCUGAGGACGAAGAGCGCACCAAGAAGGGCCCCGGUCGACCCUCACUGCCUCCUAGCUUCCAUAUCCGCUCCGCGUGCCAGGCCUACCCCAACAGGGCUGCUGAGCUGGCACGCCCUGAGGAGCCCAGCACUGUGGCACUGGCCGGCCCAAGGCCAGGCCAGCCUCAGGUCCAGAGCAGUGAACAAGCUGAGACGCCACCUCCAGCCCCUCCCCUACCCCCUCCUGCACCCCCACUCCCUCCACCAGCACCCCCACUGCCCCCAGCCGCCCCUCCUCUGCCAUCUGCUGAGAAGGCAGCCCCUCCACCUGCUGGCUUGAUGAAAAGAACCAAGUUUAGCUUUCCUGCUCCCAAACCCAAACCUGACCCCCCCAGCCCGGAGGAGACAGCCUCUUCGGAGCCCAUGGACUGGCGGGACCCCAGCCAGAUGGCAAAGCUCCGGGACCAGCUGUCAGCCUAUCUUUGCAGCUCCAGGAGAGAGGACCGGCUUGCCAGUCACAGACCAGGUCCAACAGCAGCCUCUCAGGAAAGAGAGGACCACAAGCGUCCCAGCCUGCCAGCGAAAGAGGCGCCCCCGAGUCUGCUACAGAAGGAGGCUCCCCCAAGCCUGCCAGAAAAGGAGGCCCCCUCAAGUGUUCCUGAGGAGAGCCCUUGCAGCCGGCCAAAGAAGGCUGCCACCAGCCUGAUCCUCCCUCCUGUGGACUACCUCCCCCAAGACGCGCCAACUCCUAGCGUCUGGGAGAUCCGGAAGAAGCUGGAGGCCCAGCUUUCCUCAUCAGCUGAGAAGGAGGCCAGGCCCAGCAGAGGGUCUCUGCCUCCCAAAUCUCAGCCAGAAGGGGGAAGAAUCUUUGAAAACAGAGAUGAUAACAGCAAAUCCCCCAAGCCUGUGGCCAAGAAUCUGCCACCUCUAUCCACCACCCCUCUGCCAAACACACCACUCCAGUCCAAGGUCACACCUGGACCAGCCACCCCACCCAAGGCCACGCCUGAACCAGCCACAUCACCCAAGGCCACUCCCAGACCAGCCACCCCACCCAAGGCCACGCCUGAACCAGCCACAUCACCCAAGACCACUCCCAGACCAGCCUCACCACCCAAGGCCACGUCCGGACCAGCCUCACCACCCAAGGCCACGCCUGGACCAGCCACACCACCCAAGGCCACGCCCGGACCAGCCACACCACCCAAGGCCACGCCCGGACCAGCCACACCACCCAAGGUCACGCCCGGACCAGCCACACCACCCAAGGUUGUGCCCGGACCAGCCUCACCACCCAAGGCCACACCUGGACCAGCCACAACACCCAAGGCCAUGCCUGGACCAGCCACACCACCCAAAGCCACGUCUGGACCAGCCACACCACCCAAGGCCACACUCGGACCAGCCACACCAUCCAAGGCCACGCCUGGACCAGCCACAACACCCAAGGCCAUGCCUGGACCAGCCACACCACCCAAAGCCACGUCUGGACCAGCCACACCACCCAAGGCCACACCUCUACCCAUCACAUCUUCCCAACUGAUAGCAGAAAAGAACCUGGCCCCUGCUGGGCAGUGGGAGAAGCCAGAACAUGAAGCACUUGCAGUGCCCUCCAAGCCAGAGGUAGAGGGGCACUCCUCAGAGACCAGUAAGCCUCCUACACAGGGAGCCCUCUCAUCUCCAGCCUUCCCCCCAAAGAUAUCACCUGGGCGAGAAGAGGUGCCAUGUUUCUACAAGCCCCACUGCAGCCAGAACAGCUCCAGCAGGGAGGUGGCUGUGGUGAUACCCACUCUGUCCAGAGGAGAGGCUGCAGGGUCAGGCAAGCCUGUGGAGGUGAAGGAGCCCCAGGAGCUGCCACCCAAACCCCCAGCCUCAUCCCAGGCUGCUGACGAACUCCUCAGGCACCCGGUGACGGGGGAGGUGGUGGAGCGGGGUUCCCCGAUGGCCCUGCUCCUUGCAGCCAAGCAGAGGGCCCAGAAGGGGAGGCCCAGGGGGGCCCCCCUGGGCCGGCCCUCCCUGCCAGGGAGUCUCCAAGGCCCGAGCCAGCCCGAGGCAGGCUUUGAUACCAUCUUGUACAACGAGGGCCAGCCCAACUCCUUCACUGUGGUCCCCAAGGUGUCCAAGGAGACUGAGAAGGUCCCCCAGCUAACCUCGCCCGGACAACCCAAAGGACUCUGUCAGUGGGAACUCCAGCCCCGCAGGGACCCGGAGGACACAGAGUCGGGCCGCGGGCCCAGCUCGACAAAGGUGAAGCCCCAGGCCUCCGCGGCCUGGGAGAGACCAGCGCUCUCCAGCCUCCUCCAGGGCCGCCUGCUGCCCAAGUCUUUCUCUUCCCCUCCUUCUCCUUCCCACAAGCCGGAGGAAGACAAGGAGGAGGAGUUCAACUUUGAGGUCAUCCCGCCGCCGCCAGAAUUCAGCAAUGAUCCCGAGCCCCCGGCCGCCCCCUUGCAGUAUCUGGGGCGCCGGGGUUCCCCUCCCCGGAACAAUUUCUCAGACUUGGGGCAGCCCGCGAAUGCGGGCCCAGCUCGCGGCUUCUCUCACUUCUCCGCGGAUCCAGGUCCGGCCCGGGGCCUGGAGCGCUUCUCCGGCGGGGGCGGGGGCCGCUCGCUCAUCAAGAAGCGCCUGUACGUCGGGGAGCCCCACCGCAACCCAGAGCCGCCCCGCGGCGGCACCGGCCGCAGCCUGAGCUUCCCCAACUGCUUCGGGCCGCAGCCCGGGGGCCCCUUCGCAGCGCCCAGCGGCCCGGAGAUGCGGCGCGUCAACUCGGCGGGCCGCGGGCCCCCCGGCGGCCUGCACUUGCGGAACAUGUCCCUGGAGGGCGCCGCUCGCGGAGAGGCCAAGUACAAAGCUCGCGGCGGCGGCGGCGACUAUGGCUGCUCCCCGGCUACCGGCAGGUCUCCCCACAACAACAUGCACUACGGAAGCUCCAUCAACACAUUCACUGUGAGGCCUGGGACCCGCCAUCCCAUCUCCUAUGCCUACUCAGGGGCCCAUUGGAAGGCCCCCUCCUGAGCUCAGGGUUUUCUCAGCUCUCCUCCAAGGGGUCGGAUCCAGGCGCUUGUUUUGGUGGGGUUGGGAGGGAUGCAACUGGUGUUAGGUAGCCUCACCCAGACACAGAAGAGUCUUUUGUUUCCCAAAGACAGAUGGACAACGAGUGAAGCCUUGGCCCCAGGAAGAUCAGGAUUGGACUUCUGUUUCCCAAAGCCUUGGUGUGGCUGUGGACUGUCUGCAGAGGAGGGUGGGAGGGAGGAGAAGGGAGAAGAGAAGGAACCUUUAAGGACCCGGAGCCUGAGUUUUCACUGUCUGGGACUAUUUGCCUUAGCAGGGCUUACUGAAAGCAGUUUUCCAAGCAGCCCUGCUGAGCAGGUUCUAAAAGCAAGGGCAGUGGCACUGGUUCCGAAUGGGAACCUGAUGGGAACCCAUCAGAAUGGCUGUGGUUGCUGGAAGGCUCUCAUGAGGGGCUGGGGACCAGCCCUGUCUGGGUAGGGGUGCAGGGUGCUACAGGUUGAUCUCAGCUUCCACCUGUCCACCAGUUGCCAAUCCAGAGGUGAUACCUGGGGUUGCUGGUAUGAAAGCCACAGUGAGGUGGGACGAGGAAUAUGUAGGCAGAAGUGGGGAAGAUACCAGAACAGAGUGCUUUGCACUGACCAUGAGUAGGGAUGGGGGAAUUGGUGGUUCAUUUCUCCCUGGCCUUGAGCUACAGAAGGGCCUAGAGAGGGAAGACUUGGCAAGGUUGGGAUGGAAGGCAGGGUGGAGGCUUGCUUUUCUACUCAGAUCCAGGCAGCCAUGAUUUGGGGGGUUGGGCCCAAGGAGCCAGAAAGCCUGGGGCUUGACACCAAAGGCCUUGAGUGGUGGUCAGGUCCUGUAUGGGAUUUGGAGGGGCAGCAUCCCAACCACCCCUCCCAACCCCAGUACUAUAGGUCCCCAAUAUUAUUGAGGCCUUGGGAUAUGUAACCAAGAUGCCAGAAGGCCUUGGAGAGUAGGAGGCGACAGAGAUGGUAAUAGAGGUCUGAGAAGAGUUUGCUAUGAGUAGGGACCGUGAUUUGGAAAGUCAAGAGUGCAGGACCAGGCCCGUUCAGAGCAGGGAAACCUGAUCAGUAGGGUGACCAUUUGUUCUUUGGUGGGAAGUCUGGGUUUAGGCCUGUUUUCCAGCUUAUUAGAACCCCUUCCACUUUCAAAACAGUCCUGGUGUAGAUGGUGUCUGGCCAUCAGACACGUCAGGGACCACUACUCCUUGGUCCAUCUUGUCUUCAGGUCUUGGUGGGUUGAACUCCUGGGGCCAGGCCAAGGCAGGCUACCUGGGUGAGGGAAUAGGGCAGGGGGUGCCUGCCUCAGAGGAACAGGCUGGUGGGGGCACCCAGGAAGCAGUUCCCUUUGGGGGCAUGAUGCUAGACCUCUGUGAUGUGUGCUAACCACUCACAGUACCAGGGUGGGGGGUAGCAGAUGACCACUUCAGGGAAAGAGUGCUGGGGUGGGCAGGUGCUCUGAUGGGGCAGGAUCUGGUCGCCUGUGUCCAAAAAGCCAACCACACCCCAGUGCCAGCAGUGGCUCUAUAUAUAUGUAUGUAUUUCCCCCUGUACAAUGUUUUAUACAAGAUUUCACUAAUUUAUCUGCUAUGUUAAGGCUUGAGGGGUGGGAUGUGGACUCCCAGCUGUAUCUUGCCCUGGGGUUGGCAGGGAAGGACUGAUUCUUUCUUGGCAUGGAAAUAAACAGGCCAGUCUGGAUGGCCUCCAGCCUGGUGGCUGCAGAUUGAUGACUGAGACGUACUGGGCUGUGACGAGAGGUUGGGGGAACUCAGCUGGGGAAGGCCGAGUACAGGGUGGUGGCUGUACCGGGGCCAUUAUGCUGAGCCCAACUCUUUCUUCUGACCCCUAGGUUUUCUCAUUCUCCAAGUCCUUUCAAGGGGAGGGAGUAGAGCUGAAGUCUCGUGAUAACAGACUGUGCCCCAAAGCAAGUCUCUGAGUCUCUGAACCUCAGUUUCUUCUGUAUAAUGGAUGUGAUAACCUACCUCAUGAGGCUGUUGUGACAACUAAAGACAGUCGUGCAUUCAUAUAACAGGGAUCUGAGUGGCCACGAGAUAGCAGGCACUGUGCUUAGCACGGAUAUACAGCCAUCAACACUGACACACCUCCUACCCAUGGCAAGACUGUAGUCUCGUGGAGGAGAGAGAAUGGCAGGAACGCACAGAAACAGCCUCUGUUAUAAAGAAUGGUAGGGAGGGGAGGAAACAGGGACUGUGAGAAUAACUGGAGGGUGGAGGGGAGGAGCGGAUUGACUUUGACUGGCUGGUCAGGGGGCGGCCUCUUGAAAGGGUGCAGUUUAUGUGGUUCCAGCCAAGCAUCCAUCAUGUAUCUGGCACUCAGUGAUUGCUCAAUAAACUGCAUCUUGUCUGUGGC
This is a messenger RNA of Capra hircus (goat), 6351 nucleotides long. RefSeq names its product chromosome 23 C6orf132 homolog (gene C23H6orf132). NCBI's taxonomy places the organism in Eukaryota, Metazoa, Chordata, Mammalia, Artiodactyla, Bovidae. The coding region runs from base 20 to 3967 and encodes 1315 amino acids. The transcript has 5 exons. The record is from RefSeq and is a predicted model, not a curated record.